AUGUGUCCGCGAUACAAGCCCAGCAACGUGACGCCGAUCCCUGACGGCUCUGAUCCGUCUGCGUGCCCGCGCAGCAUCCUGGGCGUGUAUGACGACCGGGACUUCGGCUGGUGCGUUGCCCCUUCACGCCCUUCCCCACUCACACUCCUCACUCACACUCCUCACCUGCAUUCCUCUCUCACACUCUCUCACUUUCCCUUAGCCGCUAGGGCGCACGGGUACAAGCGGCUGAUGCACAAGGACCCGCUCAAGACGGUUUUCCUUGACGCCCUGGGCGCGCCCAAAGAGGACCCGCGGCGCGACCGAGGGGAUGGCAUUCAGGCCGUGUACCACCUGAACGAGGCGCUGCCAGGUCAGCAGAUAGACGUGUUCCUAUUGGACGAGAGGUACUACCGGGAGAACCUGCCAUGCCACGUGCGCCGCGAUUUCUGCUCCUCCGUGAUGGACCUUGGCAAGCCACACAGCUGGCGCUCGUGGUGCGGGGACUUUCUAGGCCGGGAGGUGCCUCGGAAUCGGUGGUCGUGCUGUGACAAGGACGAGAAACUCUUCCAAGCGUGGUGCGGGCACGAGGUGCACCGCAACCACUCCCUAUGGGAGGAGGCGUGCAGUCCAGCGCACGAUGCAUUCGGGUCGCAAAAGAUCAGCGUGCGCAAGAAGGGCAAGGACCCUGCUCUCUGGGACAUAUACAUCGAGGAGCAGCCGGAGCCGCAUAAUUCCCAGUACUGUGAGGUGCUGGGGCGGCAGCAGCGCCUGUGGCUGCAGGACGAGGUGCAUGAUUCGAAUGCGCCGAUCAAGAUCAUUGUGUCGCCCUCGCCGCUCUUCACGAAUCCGAUGCCGCAGCCCUGCUCGCCGUUCCCGAAGCAGCUCUCCACUGCUGCCACGCUUACCGGGCCGUAUGGGUCCGAGCCUCCUGAUGAACCGGAUUUUGCAGGCUCGGCAGCAGCAGCAGCAGCACCUUCUGGUGCCAAUGGUUUGGUUUCCGAGCCUCCUUCUACGUCCGUUCCGCCUGUGGCGCCGGUUACGGAGGACCCAGUUACCAACGUAACACAGUGCACGUGCUCGGGGGACGACUGGGAGUGUUACAAGCCGGCACAGCUGCACUUUCUGGAGAUGCUCUCGCGGGUGGAAAAAGGGUGUGUGGUGCUGCUGACAGGCGACAUGGGGUACUCAGACAUCAAGGUGUUCCGGCCGGGGCCAGGGCGGGCAUACACGGAUCUCUACCGCAGCUCACAGCAUUAUCGCCCCAUCUACCAGGUCAUGGCAAGCGGAUUGACAAGGAGGCCACGAAUAGACACGUCCUGCAAUCCAGGCAACGCGUGGACGCAUGACCCUCUCAAGAUGCGGCACCCCUCUGAGUGCUCCAUUGCCCCCGCCCCCUCCUUUGGCAUGGUGGAGGUGAGUGCUGCCGGGUACGCAAGCGCUGUUCUUCCGCCUGCAUGGCUUCCGCCCAGUGGCGCGCCUACUGGGAGCGGCGGGAUUUUCCGCCGAGAGUACAGUUUGCGGGACUUAGAGGUCCGGGGGCGGCGGGGAUUGGCGAGUGCUGCGGAAGCUGCGCCAGCGGCGGAUGCGAACGAGGUGGCGCGGAUGGCGGAAGCUUCCGCGGAACGUGCGCCAGAGGCUGCGGCGGGGGAGAGAGACUUGGAGAAACACGGGGCGCAGACGCGCGCAGAGGGCGGUGGGCGGAAAGGGGGGGGCAAAGGCGGGGGAAGCGGGUGGUGGGAGGCGGAGGAGAGGCGGAGGCAGAAGCGCGUGCCAGCGUGGGUGUUCGGGGAGUUCGAGCAUCCCAUCCGACGUGGCGGCCUGCCGUUGCACGCGUGGAUCGCGUUCAAGGUUCUCAAAGAUGCCGGCCUGGAACCCUACCUGGUGGGCGGCGCAGUGCGCGACCUCUUUUUGGGGCGCAUUCCCAAGGACGUGGACAUCAUAGUGGACGCGUCACCCGCCCACGUGGCACGUGUGUUCCGUGAGCGCAAGUUCCGCCCCGUCGUGAUUGGCCGCCGCUUUCCCAUCUGCCGAGUCUUCCUAAAAAACGCCGUCGUGGACAUUUCCAGUUUCGACAGUGAGCCAACCGCGGUGAUUUCCCCUGCUGUGUCCUCAAAAGACGAUGCACUCCUGGCAGCACCGGCCGCUCAGCCCCCCUCUGUUUUAGAACCAGAACAGCUUGCAGCAGCAGCAACAACAGCAGGGGAAGACGGGAGCACAGAUGGGAGCACCACCAGGGCUGCAAACGGGGCACAGGAAGCAGGGGGGUUGGAAGGGAGGGAGCGCUGGGAGGAGGUAGAUCUAGUGAAGGUUUUAUCUGUGGAGUCAGAUGGAUGGGCAGAAGAGGAAGGGGAGGAGGGGGAAGGGUUGAGGGCAGAAGGGGGUGCAGCAGAAGCAGCGCAGGAGGGGUUGGGCGAGGAGCGGGAUCCUGCUGCUGCUGCACGUGCUGCUGCUGAUGUUAGGAUUGCUGGGGCUGCUGCAGCAGCAGGUAUUGAUGGUGCCGCUGCGGAUCCCGGAACCACCACUGGUGGUGCUGCUGCUGUUGCUGCUGAUGAGGGCACUAAAGCUGGCGGCGCUGCAGCAGCGGAGGUGGAGGCUUUGUGUCAAAAGGAGUCGGAUGGGGUUCAGGUGGACUGGAGGAGCACGGCAGUGCGGCCAGCGGUGCAGCGGCAUGCGUACGUGUGGUCGGAGGGGGACGAGCGGCGGUGGCGUAACUCCAUGAAGCGCGACCUCACUGUCAAUGCCCUGUUCUUCGACCCGCAUCGGCACAUGCUCUUUGACUAUGUGGGGGGCACCCGUGACCUCUACAAGCAGACCGUGCGAGUCAUUGGAGACACGCGAGCCAGCUUCCAGGAGGACCCUGCGCGGUGUGUGAGGGCCAUUCGCCUGGCAGCACGUCUGGGCUUCCGUCUGAGCACGGGGGCGAGCCGAGCUCUCAAGGCGCCCUCCACCCUGCCCGCUGUCGCCACUCUACCUCAGUCUCGCCUGCAAAUGGAGCUGGUGCAGUUGAUGUCCCACGGCGCAUCUGAGCCGUCCAUUCGCUUGCUCUGGCAGUUCAACCUGCUCCCUCUGCUGCUGCCGUUACAGGCGCAGUACCUGCGGGCAAAGAAGUUCUCUCAGAAGGCAAUGACAGACCGACCCGACCUCAUGUUUAUCCUUGCACUCUUCCCUCACCCUCCCGCCUCCCGUUCUCUCCCAUUCCUCACCCUCCUAGCUCCCAUUCCUCAUCCUCCGAAUUUCCUUCCCCUGCUGGCCUGUGCUGCCCUGCCUGCUUCCUUGGCGUUCCUGCAGGACUUGUUACACGAGCUGGACGCACUAGUGCAACCAGACAACCCAUGCCACCCAUCCACGUGGCUCUCCCUCCUCGCGCUCCACCUGGCGGCCUCUGAGUUGCCGAACCACCUCCGUCCUCUCGCCCUCCUGACAGCUGUCCUUGCCGCCCACCCCUCCUGUCCGUCCGCUCGGAUUGCGGCACGUGUCGCCAUCUCCUUUGCCCAGUCCUCCCAUCCAAACCUGUGCCAGAGGCUCGGUAUUCAGGGUCUGACCUGGUCGGCUGGGGAGACGCCGAGCCUGACUGGUGAAGGCUUGAGGGAGAAAGAAGGUAGGAUUGGGCCAAAGCAACAGGACGGACAGAUAGGAGAAAGCAUUUAUGAUGGAAGCAUUGGAGGAGAAGAGGAAGCGGGAGGAGGGCAGUGGGCAACAGAGGGAAGCAAGGGGAUGGAAGAAGAAGGUUGGGAGGGAUUUAGGGAGGUGGAGUGGGGAGGAGAGGAGGGGAUGGAGGGGGUGGGGAGAGGGGAUGUGGCGAGGGUGGUGAGGGGGGCUGUGGGGGCUCUGAGGGCGAGGAGGGAGGCGGUACUGCAGGAGCUGGCAGUGGUGGAGGGGCAGCUGGGGGAGGUGGUAUCUGAGAUGAUGCUCCGAGGGGGGGGGAUUGGCAGGUUCGCUGCUAGACUUGAGGGGGCAGGAGAGGGGGGAGGGGAGGGGAAAUGGGAGGGGGAUGGGGAGAAGGGGGAGACACAGGAGCGUAGGCAAUCGAUUGAAAAUCUGAGGUUACUUCUUUCAAAAGAGGGAGGUAGAGGAGAGGCAGAGGGGGGAGGCGGGGCAGCAGGGCAGGUGUUAACGCCUGACUUGGCAUCAGCAGUGGCUGAGAGCCUGGGAAGAGUGCGGGCGUGGGGGCAGCAGUGGAGAGAGGAGCAGCAGAUGCUGAGUGAUGUGGGCCAGUUGCUGGUCGCACUGGAGGGCACGGGAGGGAUGAGCGGAAUGGGGGAAGUGAGGACGGAUUGGGGGAGAGGAGGAGGUAUGGGAGAGGAUGGAUGCGAGGGGGAUGAGGGGAAGGCGGGGGAGGGUAGGGGGGGUGAAUCUGUGGUGGUAGGAACAAAGGAAGGCUCUAGUGGUGAUGGUGUGAGUGAUGGUGGUGAGUGUGACAGUAGCGAAGGGGAAGAAGGGGUGGUGUCUGCUUCUGAUGCUGCGGCUGAAGCGCAUGGCAGUGGCAGGCAGCAGAUAGCAAGAAAGAAGAAGCAGGCGUGGAGGCCUACCACAGAGGAAGAUAUUAUCCGGGCGGCAUCUCUUCUAGCAGUGAGGGCAUCACAGCAUGUGCACCACAUGGUGGAUGACAGGCUGCUCUCAGCAACACUGCACGACCUCACUGGCUUGGAGCGCCAUGACAAUGUGUUCAUACAGUACAAGGUGGCGCAAUCCACUCAUCAGCUUUUCCACGAGAUCAUAUGCAAGUCGGAGGUCAAUGAGGACGACCACGCGCUAUUGCACUUGAAGUCCAAGUCACUCCAAGUCCUUUCGGACGGUCUUGGAGGCAGUGGAGAUGAUCCCCGUGAUGUAGAGCAAGUGAAGGAGCUGCUUUCUCCGUUGAAGCCGGAGCAGUUUAGUAGCAUCAAGUUUGAUUUGAAUGAGGUGGCCUCCAUUCUGGACGCCUUCCGCAAGGCCUUGGAUUCCCCGCUCCCCCCCAGUCAUCUGGCGCUGCCAACCCUAGCGGAAGCGCUGCAGCUGGGGGGGAGUGGGGGGAGCGGUGCGGGAACCGGCAGCGCAGCCGCGGGGACGACCUUGCCGAAGGAAGGCAAGCUGACAGCGGAGCAGAACCAGCUGCUGGAGAUCGGCCUGCGGUCGCUGCUGCAGAGCCUCGUGGAGAGUGCGGCAGCACAGGGCGUGUCAGUGCUGAGUUACAGCCCCACAGGCCCGCCUGGUGUGCCAGGCAGCUCAGCCGCCGUCAUUCGCCUUCUCGACGUGGUGCUGCAUCUGUGCGAGGCGGGGCGCAUGGAGGGAGGGGUGGUGUUCCAGCUGUUGGAGGACCUCAUGGACCAGUCGCCCAUCGCCCACUGCCACCUCGUCUUCUCCUACAUCGAGUCAAAGCAGCACGUGCUCGCCAAGGAGCACAUCUUACAGAGAGGCAAGCUGGUGCUGCUGCGAGCGUGCAACCAGCUCGUGCGACGGCUGUCUAAGGCGAACGAUCUGGUGUUCUGUGGGCGGGUGCUCAUGUUCCUCGCUUACUUCUUCCCCAUCGCUGAGAAAUCAGCGGUGAACAUCAAGGGCGCGUUCAACACGUCGAAUAAGACCGACUACGCUCGAGAGCCCCCCCAAGAUGGAGGCCCUCUCCUGGAAUUCACGUUCUACACCACCUUCUGGAGCUUGCAGGAGUAUUUCAGCAUCCCGGCUGUAGCACUACCCAAGUGGGCCGUAUUCUCGUCACACCUGCGCACCGUUCUUGACACCUUCGAAGCCCAGCCCCUGGGCACUGACGCUGAUCCAGGGGCAGAGGCAGGGACGGGCGCAGGGGAUGAGGCAGGCGCAGGGGCAGGCGAGGAAGGAGGAGCAGACGGAGCAGGUUUAGGGGCAGGAGGGGCCAGGGAGGGAGGAGAGCGGGGAGCAGGGGGAGCAGGGGGAGCAGGGGGAGCAGGGGGGGUGGGGGAGGCGGUGGGGGAGAUGCUAGGGGCGUACAGCAUGAAGUAUCUGACGAGCACAAGCCUGCUGCAGUUGGAGCUAAGGGAUGGCAGCUUCCGACGCCAGUUCCUUGUGCAGUGCCUCAUCCUGCUAGAGUAUCUUAUGAUUCCAGGGAAGGCAGAGAAGGAUGAGAAGCGAGAAGCCAUGAGGGCGGAGGCCAGGGAGUUUGAGGCACGAGUGAAGAAGCUUUUGAGAAGGUUACCGCCGGGCGGCGAGGACUUUCUGACGUCUGUGGAGCAUGUGAUGCGGCGGGAGAAGCACUGGGUGGCGUGGAAGAAGGAGGUGUGUCCGCCGUUCGACCGGCCCCCAGCUGACCUCACUCCCCGCCGGGACCCAACCCCCAAAAGGCCGCGCUACCUGAUGGGAAACAAGGAGCUGGACCGGCUCUUUCGAUGGGCUGACAAGCACCCUGACGCCUUGCCAGACCCAGAGCAGGUGGCAGUGCCGGCGUUUCGAGACUUUAUUCAACCGCUAGCUGAUGAUAUGGACCCCGAGAAUUGCAUAGAGGCGGAGUACCACCGGACGAAUGACAAGGUCUUCUGCUGGAGGGCCUUGCGCCUCGCUGCACGGUCCGACAUCGAGGCCUUCAACAGGUUUGGCGAUCUGGGCAUGGAGGGGGUGGUACCACCAGACAUGCUACCAGAUGAGGUGCGGGUGAGGCUGCACAAGAGCAAGCCCAAGAAGGACUCCCACGGCGAUAGAGACGCGGCCAAAGAUGCCAGUAAAGGGUCUGCUAAUAAAGAGGCUGCGGCCGAUGCAGGGAAGGAGUCUGUAGCUGGUAGCGCCCUGCCUGCUGCACCAAAUGCAGCUACUCCUGCCACUCCUCCGCAAGCCCCCCCUGCUGCUGCUGCUGCUGCUGCUGCUGCUGCUGCUGCUGCUGCUGCUGCUGUGGGUGCUACAGCUGCCGCCGAUGCUCCGUCCACGCCUGUAACGCCUGCUACAGCCACUGGGACUCCACUUGCUGCUGCUAAGGGCCUGAGUGGUUCGGCUGGCAAGAAGACUGGUCCGGCUGUAGCGGCAGGUGGGGGGGAUGGGAAGGGGGAGGGAGGGGGCGAUGGGGAAGGCACACCCAGCGCAAAGGGGUUUGUGUUUGAUCUCAACAUGGACGCUCCAGAUGGCUCCCCUGCUGCCGCUGCUGCUGCGGGCGCGAGAUCAACGCCUGGGAGUGCUGGUGGUGGUGGGUCGGGGAGAAAAGGGCGUGGAGGGGAGAUCUUUCAAGAGUCUACGGAGGCGUUUGUUCUCCGAUUUCCACGUACCCUCACCUGCUGA
Messenger RNA from Closterium sp. Naga37s-1, 7197 nucleotides. Lineage: Eukaryota; Viridiplantae; Streptophyta; Zygnematophyceae; Desmidiales; Closteriaceae. The record is from the annotation of a GenBank genome assembly.